Molecule: messenger RNA, 618 nt
Organism: Cladophialophora carrionii CBS 160.54
Lineage: Eukaryota; Fungi; Ascomycota; Eurotiomycetes; Chaetothyriales; Herpotrichiellaceae
Exons: 1
Coding region: 1-618 (205 amino acids)
Biological process (GO): cellular response to oxidative stress
Source: RefSeq, a predicted model, not a curated record
AUGUCGCCCAACACUGCAGACAGCCUCAUUGCAGCGGUUGCCGAACGCCGAUCGGUCUACAAACUCUCUGGUGAAACCACCAUCUCCAAGGAAAGGCUGGGAGAGAUCGUCCAGAAAGUCCUCUUGGCCACUCCGUCCGCCUUUAACACACAAAGCACCCGCAUCAUUGUCUUGCUGGGAGACGAGCACCGAAAACUAUGGGACAUCGUCCGCGCCGGAGUGACGCCCCUCGUGGCAGCGGAACAGGCACAGGCGACCGAGUCCAAGAUCACCGGAUUUCAGGGAGCUUAUGGCACGAUCCUCUUCUUCGAGGACCCGACGCCGUUUGAGCCUCUUCAGGCGUUUAAGAUGUAUGCCGAUAAGUUCCCCGGCUGGCGUGAACAGACAAGUGGCAUGCACCAAUUGCUCGUCUGGACCGCACUGGAAGCAGAGGGGCUGGGAGCAAAUGUGCAGCAUUAUAAUCCCCUCAUCGACGAAAAGGUACAGCAGACCUGGUCUGAGAAAAUCCCGCGUGAGUGGCAGCUAUUGUCCCAGAUGGUCAUUGGGAAGCCAGUGGGAGAGAUGCCGCCGGCAAAGGAAAAGAAGCCUGUUGAGGGGAGAUUCGCCAUCCUUGGUUGA